UGGAAGUGUAACUAAUACAGACUGUGCUGAGGAGCUACCAUGCAUUGCUAAUGAGAGACAUGCAGCCAGGAAGUUGUAUGCAACACUCGCAAGGCUCCUGAAGCUGUAUGUAGCUACCAAGCUUGAUGUCUCCUGCUCUUUCCUCUUUUACAUUGCAUUAUUUUAAGUAAUGAGUCCAAUUAUCUAACCUCCAAAGGAUUUAAACACACUGUAGAAAUACACAGUUGUAAGAUGCCCUGUAAUCAAAGCCAUUAAUUUGGAUAAAUUCAAUUUUUCCAACUUAUACUGAAAUGAACAUUGUAGGAAAGCUCAGUUUAAUGAUACCGUGGAGUAUAUUCUUGCUUCAUUCACUGCUGUCCACUUUGCAAGGAUCUUAUUGCAAGCUUCCUCUUUUGAGAACUUUGAGAACUGAGUCUAAUGCAACUCGACAGAAAAGAGAUCUUGUAACAGCCGAGGUUCAAUCUGCCUCCCAGUUGCACCAUCAUGGGACCCUGAUGCGAAGUCCACCAGGAGGUUCAUGUCCUCAGGAGUGCCUUAAUGGAGCAGCCUGCACAGAGGCAGGUGACUGUGACUGUCAGUUAUUUCAGGCUCAAGGAAGCAGGUGCCAAAUUGUACCUAACACUGGCAAGGACCGAGAUGGGAUUUGCAAAUCAUGGGGACAAUAUCAUUUUGAAACAUUUGAUGGCAUCUACUACUACUUCCCAGGGAAUUGCUCCUAUAUAUUUGCAAAAGACUGCAGUACUCUGCAGCCCCAAUACACUGUUUGGGUUCAUAACAGUCCUCACUGUUAUGGUUCAGUAUAUACUUGUCAUAGGUCUAUCAGCUUAUUUUUUUCAAACCAAGAAGAAAUAAUGAUUUCAGGACAUGAAGUAAGAAAAAAUGGAAUCAGAUUAAUAUUGCCUCAGACAGUUGGAAAUGCUUUCAUUGAGAGACUGGCUGACUAUAUUCUCGUGAAGACUACAUUUGGUUUUUCUCUUGCUUGGGAUGGAAACUCUGGUAUUUAUAUUAAGCUGACAGAAGAUCAUAAGGGAAAACCUUGUGGCCUUUGUGGAAAUUUUAAUGGCAAUAAAUAUGAUGACCUGAUACUUCAAAACAGUGAAUAUACAGAAGACAUUGCUGAAUUUGCAAAUAGCUGGGCUGUGCAAGCCUCAGAUGACAUAGCUUGUGUCCCUACUGCCUCAGAUUUUUCCAGUCCUUGCUCAGCCAAUGCAGAAUCCACUGAGGACAUAUUCUUCAAGUGCCAAAUAUUCCUACAGUUUCCUUUUCUCAGCUGUCAUGAAAGUAUAGAUCCGUAUUCUUAUAUUUCAAGUUGUAUGAAUGAUCUUUGCAGAGUGGAUGAUGAUGAAACAUACUGCAGGGCAGUGACAGAGUACGCUAGAGCAUGUUCUCACGCUGGGUCCCCAGUGCGGGACUGGAGGGAUGACUUUCCUGCCUGUACUGAGAAGUGUGAAGACACCUUUGUUCACCGUGACUGUAUCAGUUGUUGUCCACCAACUUGCACAUUUGAAAAGGAUUGUCUUGGCAGCAAUCUGCACUGUUUAGAUGGCUGUUACUGUCCAGAUGGUCUCAUUUUGGAAAAUGGAACUUGUAUCUCUUUGUCGAAUUGUCCUUGUAUUUAUCAUGGAACUGCUUUCCCUGUAGGCUCAAAAAUUGAACAAGAAUGUAGCAACUGUAUUUGUGUUGGUGGCAUUUGGAACUGCACUGAUCAUGAUUGUCCAGCUGAGUGCUCCAUCACAGGCAGCUCUCAUUUCACAACAUUUGAUGGACGCCAUUUUACCUUUCUUGGGAUUUGCCAGUACAUUUUGGUAAAAGGCACUGGAAAAAACAAAUUCACAAUCACUUUACAAAAAGCACCUUGUGGACAGAACUUUGACCACGCCUGCAUUGAGUCUAUAACACUGGUUCUUGAAGACGAUGUGAGGAAACAAGUAACUCUCACAAGAUAUGGUCAAAUCCAAGCUGUCGCUAACCAAGUUUUUAACCUCAAUGGGGCUAUUGAAAUUCAGAAUAUAUCUUCUUUCUUUGUUCAACUGAAAACUAGUUUUGGUUUGAAGAUACUGUUUGCUAAAGAUGGAGAGAGGAUCUAUGUUCAAGUUGAUGUCAGAUGGAAGAGAAGAACAUUAGGACUAUGUGGAACUUACAAUGGAAAUUUAAGAGAUGAUUUUCUAUCUCCAGCAGGGAUGAUAGAAGGGACUCCACAACUUCAUGCCAAUGCAUGGAAGGUUUCCUCAGCUUGCUCCAUACCUAUCAAUAUUCCUGUGGUUGAUCCCUGCAACGUGAAUCAGCAAAAUGCUGGGUAUGCAUCUCACUGUGAUAUCAUCAACCAAGAGGUGUUUGCUCCCUGCCAUGCCUACAUCAGUCCAGGGCUGUACUACCAGCUCUGCCGCUUCGACGCGUGCAAAUGUGGCAGCAGCUGCCUGUGCAAUGCUUUGGCACACUAUGCUUAUGUCUGUGGCAAGCACGGCGCCGUCAUUGACUUCAGAUCUCACGUUUCUUACUGUGCUGUGAUGUGUCACAGUGGUAUGCUUUAUCAUCAGUGCUCUUCUUUUUGUAAACAUUCCUGUGCUUCACUUUCUCUGGCAAAUAUCUGUGCUGAUGACUGUGCAGAAGGAUGUAAUUGUCCUGAUGGGAAGUAUUUUGAAGAGUCAGUCAACUUUUGUGUAUCAAUAUCUGGCUGUCAUUGUCAUUACAAAGGCAAAGCACUGCAGCCUGGAGAAAUCCUUCCUACACCAACAGGCUCCUGUCAAUGUUUGAAUGGAACAGUGAAAUGUAUUGAAGCCACUACAGAAAACAUAGUUCACAUAUGCCCUGAAGGAAAAAUCUACUAUGACUGCCGAUCUCCAGUGCCCGGGUUACCAGCAGCGGGUGUGAAUUGUGGGAUCUCUUGUGCGAACCUUGCCAUGAACUUCUCCUGUGUCCCCUCACCACCCUGUGCAAGUGGCUGCAUUUGCCCCCCUGGGAUGGCUGAGCACAGAGGGAAAUGUUAUAUUCCUGACAGUUGUCCAUGCACCUGGAAAGACAGAGAAUUUCUGUCAGGAGAAGUGAUAGCUACUCCAUGUUACACCUGUGUUUGUCGGAGGGGCGUCUUCAACUGCACCAGUUACCCCUGCCCUGCCGUGUGCACCAUUUAUGGAGACCGACACUAUUACACCUUCGAUGGGCUGGAGUAUGAUUAUGUCAGUGACUGCCAAACUUACCUGCUAAAGAGCACAGAUAACUCAAAUAUAUCUAUAAUUGCUCAGAACAAAAAGUGCUUUGACAAUGAUAUUGUUUGCUCAAAGAAUGUUUUCAUCACUGUUGGAGACACUGAGAUUUACUUUAGCGAACCUUCUGAGAAGCAGAAGACCCUAGGGGCACAAGAAAACAAAUCUAACUAUCAGCUCUGGAAGGCUGGAUAUUAUACUGUGAUACACUUUCCAGAACAGGACAUUACAAUUCUGUGGGAUAAGAAGACAAUGAUGCAUGUAAAAGUUGGACCUCGAUGGAAGGGAAAACUGGCAGGCUUGUGUGGAAAUUUUGACAAAUAUACUUCAAAUGAUCUGACUACAUCAAACAACAUGGAGGUGAGAAAUGCACAAGUGUUUGGAGACAGCUGGGUAUUAGGACAGUGUAAGAGCCCAAAUGAAACACUGAGACCAUGUGAAGUACAUCAGAGCAAGUUCCCUUAUGCAAAAAAGGAAUGCUCAAUUUUAUACAGUGAUCUUUUUGCACCUUGUCGCAAUGUGAUUGAUGUGACUUCUUUUAUCAAAAAUUGUCACACAGAUACAUGCAACUGCAAUCUUGGUGGGGACUGCGAGUGUCUGUGUACCAGUAUUGCAGCUUAUGCCCACAAGUGCUGCCAGCAAGGAGCAGCAAUUCACUGGCGAUCUCCUCUGCUCUGUGCUUAUGACUGUGAAUAUUACAACCAAGGUCUUGGUGAAGGACCCUAUAUUUUGGCAAGUUUUGGAGUGAAUGACACAAUUAUAGGGGCUAAUGUAUCCAGCAGAAGGAUAUUUCCCUUGCCUAGAACUGGAGCACAUGGAAAUGUAAUUUUCAGUUUCAUGAUAACUCCAGGUCUUUUCAAAGAUAAAGAUUUAUCUCUGUCUCUUGUUUCCCUUGAAUCUGCUGAAAGACCAAACUACUUUCUGUAUGUACAUGACAAUGAAACCAUCGGGUUGGAGCAGUGGCAGGCAAAUGCCUCCUUUCAGAGACGAGCCACCUUCUUCCACCACCAGGGUCUCUGGAGUCCAGGGCUCAGUGCCUUCGAGCUGCACAGUAAAAAAGGCUUUUUCAUCAUUCUCACCUCAUCCAGUGUUAAAGUGGAAAAGUAUGAUGGUUCAGAAGAAUUCAAACAUUUCAGUAGCUUUAGUAUUGAAGAACUCAGCGCUUCUGUGCCUUACAGAAGGAUGUGUGAAUGGCGAUAUGAAUCUUGUGCUAAUCCUUGUUUUAAGACAUGUAGUGAUCCUGAAGGAACAGCAUGUAAAUUUCUUCCUCUGGUUGAAGGAUGCAUGCCAUACUGUCCCAAAAACAUGAUCCUUGAUGAAGUCACACUUAGAUGUGUUUAUCCAGAAGACUGCAUACCUGUGACACCUACAGAAUCAGACAUUGGACUGAAGCCUUCACUGUUAAUCUCUCACAUGGGUCCCACCACGGAGAGAUUUCCUCAGACACUCCCUGUAUUUGUUACUUCAAGGAAUAAAUCAACUCUCAUCGGUGUGACAGACAAGAUAACCAUAAAUGCAAACACAGCUUCAAGGGGAAUGAAUAUGUCGGCACAGUCCAUUACAGACUUUUAUUCAUUGGAGGCCUCUAAUGCUGCCACCUAUUCAACAUUUUCAUUACCAACCUUGUUAUCAACAUCAGAAGCAUCUUAUGUGACAUCUCAGACUACAAGUUCUUCAUUGAUUCCCAUAGUCAGUAGUACAUCACCACCCACACAAAAUAUAAGUGCUACCCAAGUAUCAGUUUCGUCUCUAGAUACACAAGGGACUUCAAAAAUUCCAAUGAUAGACCUUGCAACUUCUGUGGAUUUUUCUAAAUUCACUUUAAAAAUAAGUCUCUCUACCAGCUUUUCAGCAGCACUAAAAACAUCCAUUGUAAUGCCCUCUUUACUAACACCUAACACCUCUGAAAUCAGUUUAGAAAGCCAGCCCUCUAUGCCUUCACCUCCUCCUAAGACCACUCAUAUCUCUAAUGUUUCUCUAGGAAAACAGAGUUCUUCGGUAAGUUCUUCAGGAGAAGGAGAAACAGUAUCAGCCAUACCAGCUGAAAUCAUCACUCAAUCCACUACGCCAAUGAUCAGGAACGCAACAGUGAAUGCUACAUCCUCAAAAGCACCUUAUAUUUAUGAAAAAAUGCUACCUAGUUCUUCAGCCAGUUUAUUAGUUACUUCAGGCACCACCACCCUAGCCUCAAGGAUUACUACAAAAACUGCUGAUUCUUUUGUUGUCAAUUUGGAUUUUUAUAUGGCUUCAGCUUCAGUUCCUACCACCAUAGAAACACACAAAUCUUUAUUUUCAACUGCAGUAACUCAAGCUUCACAGAGCACUAGAGAAACUCCAAAGAUUAAUAUAAUGAAAACAACUGGUACUACAAAUCCAUUAUCACAGAUGAAGAGUACCUCAUACAUAGCAUCAGAAGUUAAAUACACAACUUCAUUCGAAAACACUGUGGAUAUUUCAGAAGAUGGUCAGAUGUCACAUGAGAAAAAAAAUGCUACCAAGACAAAGACAACCACAACUGACAAAUCUUCCCCCCCUUAUUUGCCAGUAACUGCACUUCAGAGUCUGCUUUUUUCAAGAAAUACAACCUCAGUCAAAAAUAUCUCUAUUUCUGGAGUCCUGGAUGUAAUGGCAUCAGAUAGGUCCAAAAUCCCAACACAGAAGCCCAUUACGCCUUAUUUUAGUGUAACAGAGGCCACAGAGCUGCAAACCAGAGCUAUAAUAGAUUUGUCACUUUCUAGUGGUGGAACGGCUCUGCCUUCCUCGUCAGAAAUGAUGGCAGUAGCUGACAAGGCUUACUUUGGCACGAUGAUGCACACACUGAUAUCUACAUCUUCUGAGUGUAUGCCAAGAUACCUUGAACCUGUUGACAAAUGUAGCCAGUAUGUAUGUGUUAACACGGCUUGGAUGUUAUACAAUCUUUCAAGGAACUGCCCUAAGGAUGUGCAGAAGCCACAUUGUGGUUUUCGAGGAAUGCCUGUUCAAGUUAACACUGACAGCUGUUGUCCAGAAUGGCAAUGUCCCUGUCAGUGUUCUGUGCUGUCUGAACUGAGUGUUAUUACAUUUGAUGGAAACAACAUAGCCCUCUGUAAUAUGGCUUCCUAUGUUUUAGUCAAGUUACCUGGAGAAAUUAUUGUUGCUCAUAUUGAAAAAUGUCCUGCUAAUCAGAGUGCAAAUUCAAUAAGAAAACUAGUGCCGCCUGCAAACACUUCAGGGCUCUGUUUUAAGAAAUUAAAUGUCACAACACCCACUUGUCAAAUACUUAUCAAUCGUUUAGCAAGAAAAGUAGUUGUGGAUUCGGAAAUUCAACCAUUACCAUUUUCAAGAGGAGGACUGAGUAUUCAGGAUACUGGUGCGAUGUACGUGGUUAAUACCCCAGGUGGGAUCAGCAUCAAGUGGGCUCAUGUUACAGGCAUCAUAGAUAUACAGUAUGGAUUGCACUCUAACACAACGAGGAAGACACAAGGACUUUGUGGGGUGUGUAAUGGAGAUCCUAGUGAUGACCUGAAAAUGCAAAACAUGACCAUAAUUACAAAUAUGGAAGAAAUGGAAAUGUUCAUUAAGAGCUGGGAAAUUGAGAAAUCAAUUGAUGUAACAACCAGGAGGCCAGUAAGAAACUGUACUGAAGAUAACUGCACAUACUGUAUGGAACUGUUAAACAGAAGCAUUUUCAUCCCUUGUCACAAGAAAGUGUCACCACAGGAAUUUUGUGAGAAGAUGUGGAUCAACAGUACUAAUUUUUGGAACUAUGAGUGUGAUGCACUUUCUGCAUAUGUGGCUUUAUGCAACAAGCACAAUAUCUGCAUUAAAUGGAGGACACCUAAUUACUGCUCAUUGAGCUGUCCUGAGGGCAAGGAAUAUCAGCCUUGUGUGCAACCCUGUGAAGCCAAGACAUGCUUGAAUAAAUGGUUCUAUGAAGAUUCUCCCUGUUCCUAUUUAAGGGAAGAUUGUGUGUGUAGAAACGGCACCAUUCUGCAUAGAACAGACUCAGACCUCUGCAUACCAGAAGAAAAAUGUACAUGUACAGAUAAUAAAGGACAACCCCGCUCUGCUGGGGAGGUCUGGAAUGGGUCCAUGAGAGGGUGCUGCAUGUACAGCUGUUUAGAAAAUGGAAGCAUUAUUGCUGUAGAACCUGAGUGCAGUGAGGAUCCACCACCAGUCUGUGAAAGAGAAGGGGAAGUUCUACUCCAUGUCAUUGAAGAGAGAGCUUGCUGUCCCAAGAAGUUCUGUGAAUGUAACAUGUCAUUGUGUGAUGCCAUUAUUCCAACAUGCAAACCCAAUGAAAAAUUAGUGGUAGGCUACCAGCCCCUGUCCUGCUGUCCACAGUACCAAUGCGAAUGUGAUCCUUCAGUUUGUUUUAAUGCCUCCCAGCCUGACUGCAGAGAAGAUCAGUUUAUUGUUGAGGCAAAACAGGAAGAUCCCUGUUGUUUCUCUCAUGUCUGUGUUUGUGAAUCCUGUAUUGAACCUGUUCCCUUGUGUAGCGAAGGGGAAAUUCUCACUGUAGACCUAAAUACCAUACACUACUGCUGUCCCCAUUACUACUGCGUUUGUGAUGAAAAUCUUUGUUCUGAGCCUCCUAUGAUUUGCACAGAUGACAUGACACCUGUGAAGGAAAAAAUACUUGGGCAGUGUUGUCCAGAAUGGCACUGUGAAUGUAGUUGUGAAAAUGCUACCAUGCUGACCUGUAAAUUGGGAGAAGUUAAAAAAAUAGAUAGCAGUGUUUCCAGUGCUUGUGGAUGCACUCACUACAUUUGUGAGAAGGAUGAUGUGUGCAUCUUCCAAGAGGUCACAGUACUGAAUCCUGGACAGUCAGUGAUUCAGUACUUGGAUGGAGACCUUUGUUACACUGUACAGUGUUUACAAGAAAAAGAUCAGAACACAGGCUACAAUGCCAUGCAUUUCACAAUGAUGAACUGCUCCCAGCAAUGUGAAGCUCAUCAAGUAUAUAUUCCUUCCUUCAGUCACCAUACUUGUUGUGGUACGUGUCAAAAUGUGUCCUGCUCUUUUCAUACAGAGAAUGGAACACUGAUUUUGUAUGAGGAAGGAAGCACCUGGACCUCCAAUUGUACCAACUACAAAUGUGUAAAGACUGCUGCAGGGGCUAUUGUACUGGGGUCAAGUGUUGUCUGCCCCCCAUUUAAUGACACUGAGUGUACAAAGAAUGGAGGAAUUGUGCAGACGUAUAAUGAUGGCUGCUGCAAGACCUGCAAAAAGGAAGAAAGGAUUUGCCAGAAAAUGACAAUCAGGACAACCAUAAGAAAAAAUGACUGUAUAAGUCAAAGCCCGGUAAAUGUAGCUUCUUGUGAUGGAAAAUGCCCAUCUGCAACAAUUUUCAAUGUCAAUAUUGAUAGCCAUCUAAGAUUCUGUAAAUGUUGUCGAGAAAUUGGAACACGAGUCAUGACUGUGCCCUUGCGCUGCUCAGGAAACGGCACCGAAAUUAUGUACGUCAUUCAAGAGCCCAUAGACUGCUCAUGCCAGUGGAACUGA
Molecule: messenger RNA, 8687 nt
Organism: Camarhynchus parvulus
Lineage: Eukaryota; Metazoa; Chordata; Aves; Passeriformes; Thraupidae
Gene: OTOGL
Product: otogelin like
Exons: 58
Coding region: 291-8687 (2798 amino acids)
Biological process (GO): L-arabinose metabolic process
Cellular component (GO): extracellular matrix
Molecular function (GO): protein binding; alpha-L-arabinofuranosidase activity
Source: RefSeq, a predicted model, not a curated record